Molecule: messenger RNA, 339 nt
Organism: Darwinula stevensoni
Lineage: Eukaryota; Metazoa; Arthropoda; Ostracoda; Podocopida; Darwinulidae
Source: the annotation of a GenBank genome assembly
AUGUGCAGCACAUCUAUCCGUAUAUCACGAGGAAGUGCAUUGGAUGAUCUCUUGCAGACUGAGAUCCCACAUGAAAGGAAGCUGACACUAUCCACAGGAAAGGUCAACUCCCUGGGGCGUCAAAGUAGGGGGGUACCAAUUCAAUCCGAAAACAGUGUGUUUCGUGUUCGUAACGACUGCUUUGACUUUCAUCUCGAGGAGCCGACGGAAAUGGCAAGGGACAGGUCAGGGUUGGAAGGAGGGAGACCGAAACUCCCAACCCAAGGCUUCCAACGUUCUUCUUGCGUCUGCAGCCGAGCGAGGUAUAACGUUGUCGUUCUGCAGCACGACGACGCUUAG